This is a messenger RNA of Hyposmocoma kahamanoa, 622 nucleotides long. Its product is annotated as CCAAT/enhancer-binding protein delta-like. The record is from RefSeq and is a predicted model, not a curated record. Gene Ontology annotation, cellular component: nucleus. Gene Ontology annotation, molecular function: DNA-binding transcription factor activity, RNA polymerase II-specific; RNA polymerase II cis-regulatory region sequence-specific DNA binding. Gene Ontology annotation, biological process: regulation of transcription by RNA polymerase II. NCBI's taxonomy places the organism in Eukaryota, Metazoa, Arthropoda, Insecta, Lepidoptera, Cosmopterigidae. The coding region runs from base 1 to 516 and encodes 171 amino acids. The transcript is spliced from 4 exons.
AUGCACAUCCCUGGCGCGCAGGAUUGGGGCCAGCCCCAACAGCAUCCUGAGCAUGAUCGCGAACCGGCUCGACUGUCCAUGCGUGAAUCAGUGUUCAAUGAUUCACAUGUGCACAGUGUUGUGGGUCCAUUACUGGCAGCGCUGCCGCCUCAGCCACCACCGUGUCUGCCUGCUUACUGUCAACAUCUACCUACUAGAACGUUGCCUAUACUAUCACCACCCCCAUGCGAGGCGGAGGUACGCCGUCGCGGUGAGAAACGCCCGAUCCCGGCAGAACUAAAAGACGACAAAUACUACGAACGGCGCCGGCGCAACAACCAGGCUGCCAAGAAGAGUCGAGACGCCAGAAGGAUCCGGGAGGAUCAGAUUGCCUGGCGAGCUUGUAUUUUAGAACAAGAAAACGCUUCCUUAAGAGCUCACGUCGCAGCUCUCAGGCAAGAAGCCCUGGCUCUUCGCGGUCUUCUAGCAGCUAGGGAUGAUGCUCCGCCAGCGCCUUCCAGCACUACUGCCGAUUAGGGAUAAAGCCUUGUUUGUUCCAGUGACACUCUAGCGCAGAAAUCUUACUUAUAGCAUGGACCAAUAAUAAUAUAUUAUAGAGGGUUGUUUAUCAGUAAUCCGAAAU